AUGACUGAUACAGAGGGUUCCCUGAUGGCUGGUAUCUGGGCAAGGAUCCAUCCCUGGACUCUGCUGCUGGCUUCUGUCACCUUCCUGCUCCUGGCUGACUACCUCAAAAACAGGCGUCCCAAGAACUACCCUCCAGGGCCCUGGCGCCUGCCCUUCGUGGGCAACUUGUUCCAGUUCAGUUUAGAGUUGUCACACCUGCAUUUGGACAUCCAGCCGUUUGUGAAGAAGUAUGGAAACAUAAUUAGCCUGGAUUUUGGUAACAUCCCUUCAGUGGUCAUAAGUGGAUUGCCCUUAAUCAAAGAAGCUCUCACUCACACAGAAGAAAGCUUUUUGAGUCGCCCAGUUAUACCUACCAGAAAACGUGUCUUUAAAAAUGAUGGGAUUGUCUUCUCCAGUGGACAGACAUGGAAGGAGCAAAGACGGUUUGCACUGAUGAUGCUCAAGAACUUUGGACUAGGGAAGAAGAGCUUAGAGCAGCGCAUACAGGAGGAGGCCCUCUACCUUGUGGAGGUCAUAGGAGAGGAGGAAGGACAGCCUUUUGAUCCUCACUUCAAGAUCAACAAUGCGUUUUCCAACAUCAUUUGCUCCAUCACCUUUGGAAAGCGAUUUGAGUAUAAAGAUGGUCAGUUUCAGGAGCUGAUGAAGUUACUAGAGGAAAUCGUGUGUUUGGAGGCAUCAGUAAUGUUAAUGCUCUACAAUGCCUUACCAUCUAUAAUUACAUAUCUUCCUGGACCACAUCAAACAGUUUUCAGGAACUGGGAAAAACUGAAAUUGAUUGUUUCCUGUAUGAUAGACAAUCACAGGAAAGAUUGGAAUCCUGCUGAGCCAAGAGACUUCAUUGAUGCUUUCCUUACAGAAAUGACAAAGUACCCAGACAAGACUUCUACAAGUUUCAAUGAAGAAAACCUCAUCUGCAGCACUCUGGACUUCUUACUUGCCGGAACAGAGACAACAUCCACGACAAUGCGCUGGGCUCUGCUCUUCCUGACUCUAAACCCAGACAUGCAAGAGAAAGUACAGGCUGAGAUUGAUAAAGUGAUUGGCCAUGACAGGCAGCCAAGCACAGACGACCGAGAGUCCAUGCCCUACACCAAUGCUGUCAUCCAUGAGGUGCUGAGGAUGAGCAACACCGUCCCCUUGAGUGUUCCCAGGGAACUAACUGCUGAUAGCACAUUCGCUGGUUUCCACCUGCCAAAGGGCACCAUGAUCCUGCCCAAUUUGACUGCUCUGCAUAGGGAUCCCAAAGAGUGGGCCACUCCAGACAUCUUCAAUCCAGAGCACUUUUUGGAGAAUGGACAGUUUAAGAAGAAAGAAUCUUUUCUGCCAUUCUCAAUGGGAAAGAGAGCUUGCCUAGGAGAACAAUUGGCCAGGUCUGAGCUGUUCAUUUUCUUCACUGUUCUUAUGCAAAAAUUUACCUUCAAGGCCCCAAUCAAUGAGAAGCUGAGUCUGAAAUUCCAAAGGAGCUUCGCCUGUUCCCCAGUCAACUACCGCAUCUGUGCCAUCCCACGACAGUGA
Molecule: messenger RNA, 1515 nt
Organism: Psammomys obesus (fat sand rat)
Lineage: Eukaryota; Metazoa; Chordata; Mammalia; Rodentia; Muridae
Product: cytochrome P450 2J4-like
Exons: 9
Coding region: 1-1515 (504 amino acids)
Biological process (GO): xenobiotic metabolic process
Cellular component (GO): cytoplasm; intracellular membrane-bounded organelle
Molecular function (GO): iron ion binding; heme binding; oxidoreductase activity, acting on paired donors, with incorporation or reduction of molecular oxygen, reduced flavin or flavoprotein as one donor, and incorporation of one atom of oxygen
Source: RefSeq, a predicted model, not a curated record